This is a messenger RNA of Penicillium roqueforti, 1467 nucleotides long. RefSeq names its product M28 family metallopeptidase. Gene Ontology annotation, molecular function: metalloexopeptidase activity; aminopeptidase activity. Gene Ontology annotation, biological process: proteolysis. The record is from RefSeq and is a predicted model, not a curated record. Bases 1 to 1467 code for a protein of 488 amino acids. NCBI's taxonomy places the organism in Eukaryota, Fungi, Ascomycota, Eurotiomycetes, Eurotiales, Aspergillaceae. The transcript has 2 exons.
AUGAAGUGGCUUUUCUUGAUAACCCUGUCCGUGGGCCUGGCUGAAGCUGGCCGGAGGAAGCCCCUUGUUUCACCGAAUGACUUUCCCUCUACCAUUCGACUGAAAGACCUCCUGAAGGGCACCCAACAGCUUGAGGAUUUCGCCUAUGCGUACCCCGAGCGUAAUCGCGUCUUUGGCAGUGCAGCACACAACGAUACUGUUGACUUCAUCUAUCGCGAGUUGAAGAAGACCGGCUAUUACAAUGUGUGGAAGCAGCCGCAGGUGCACACAUGGACUACUGCAAAUACCUCGCUGACGCUUGAGGGCGAGUCUAUCAAAGCAUCGGCCAUGACCUACAGUCCUAGCGUGGAGGUUACUGCAGAGCUGGCAGUGGUCUCGAAUCUCGGAUGCAGUGCAUCAGACUACCCGAGUGACGUGGCUGGUGCAAUUGCCCUAGUCCAGCGUGGAGAAUGCACUUUCGCAGAAAAGUCGUUACUUGCUGCUGCUGCCAAUGCCGCUGCGGUAAUUGUCUAUAACAACGUUGCAGGGUCUCUUAGUGGAACCCUGGGUGGCGUAUCCAGUGAUUAUUCCGCCAUCGCGGGAGUUUCUGAUGUCGACGGCAAGGUCCUGCUCAGUGCAGCAGAGAAGGGCGCUGUGACUGUGUCUCUUUUACUGGACAGCCGGGUCGAGAAUCGCACUACAUUCAACGUAAUUGCAGAGACAAAGGGCGGUGAUCACAAUAACGUCGUCUCACUGGGAGGUCACACCGACUCAGUCGAUGCCGGCCCAGGCAUCAAUGAUGAUGGCUCUGGAAUCAUUAGCAACCUCGUGGUGGCAAAGGCGUUGACGCGAUUCUCUGUCAAGAAUGCCGUGAGAUUCCUCUUCUGGACGGCUGAGGAGUUCGGCCUGUUGGGUAGCGAGUAUUACACCUCCCACCUGGACGCAGAUGAACUAGCAAAAAUCAGACUCUACCUCAACUUCGAUAUGAUUGCCUCGCCCAACUAUGCGCUCAUGAUCUACGAUGGUGACGGAGAUGCCUUCAACCAGACUGGACCAGCGGGAUCUGCCCAGAUUGAGGCUUUGUUUGAGAAAUAUUUCAGGUCAAAGAAGCUGCCCUAUGUUCCUACUGAGUUUAAUGGCCGAUCCGACUACGAGGGUUUCAUCUCUCGUGGAAUUCCCGCCGGUGGACUUUUCACUGGCGCUGAAGGCCUCAAGACCGAAGCAGAGGCAAAACUGUUCGGAGGCCAAGCAAACGUAUCCUACGAUGUGAAUUACCAUGCUGUCGGGGACAACUUCAAGAAUCUCAACCACGAAGCAUUCCUGAUUAAUUCGAAGGCUACCGCUUUCGCUGUUGCUAAAUAUGCUAAUAGCCUUGCUUCGAUCCCCCGACGGAGUGCAACCGACAAGCGAGAGGUCAAGAAAAGGGAGCCUCGGGCGCAUGCACACACCGCGGAGACCGGAUGUUUCCAUUCCCUGGUCGAAAUUUGA